Messenger RNA from Micropterus salmoides (largemouth bass), 819 nucleotides. RefSeq names its product cyclin G1 (gene ccng1). Gene Ontology annotation, molecular function: cyclin-dependent protein serine/threonine kinase regulator activity. NCBI's taxonomy places the organism in Eukaryota, Metazoa, Chordata, Actinopteri, Centrarchiformes, Centrarchidae. Gene Ontology annotation, cellular component: cyclin-dependent protein kinase holoenzyme complex; cytoplasm; nucleus. The record is from RefSeq and is a predicted model, not a curated record. Gene Ontology annotation, biological process: mitotic cell cycle phase transition; regulation of cyclin-dependent protein serine/threonine kinase activity.
AAAACCUGAACGGCCCUUUUCCCCAUCACCUUACGCCGAGGGUAGGGGGUGUGCAUAGGCAAAAAUUAACCUAUGCUUAAAACUUUCUUUAGUGAAAGUUCAUACUUACACAUUCUUGUGUUUUAAACCUCUUUUCACUCGCUUAUCUAAAGAGCGCGGAGGUUGUUUUUUUUUCCACAGCUGAUUUUUCGUUAUAAUAAAGACAGCGUAACUUGAUUCAAGAUGAUCGACACAGUGACAGGACCCGGAGCACAGUCCUUUGCAGUUCAGCUGAAGGCCCUGACGGAUCUGGAGGGCCGAUACCAACCAAAGCUGAGCGGCUUGAGGCUCAUUGAGGGCUCCCAGGACAAUGGCCUCAGGAUGACCACCAGACUGAGGGAGCUGGAAGUGAAAGACCUGCUCUCUCUGACCAGGUUCUUUGGUUUCAGCUCUGAGACCUUCUCCCUGGCUAUCAGCUUGCUAGAUCGAUUCCUCUCUGUAAUGAAGAUUCAGCCAAAGCACCUGUCCUGUGUGGGCCUGUGCUGCUUCUACAUUGCAGUGAAGUCCGCAGAAGAGGAGAAGAAUGUCCCUCUGGCCAACGACCUGAUCCGCAUCAGUCAGAAUCGCUUUACGGUGUCUGACAUGAUGAGGAUGGAGAAGAUCAUCAUGGAGAAACUCUACUGGAAGGUGAAGGCCCCCACAGCCCUCCGCUUUCUCCGCCUCUUUCACAGCCACAUCCAGGAGCAGCUCGACUCUGAGAGCAAGCAGAUAUUGAGCCUUGAGAGACUGGAGGCCCAGCUGAAAGCCUGUCAUUGCUCAUUUGUCUUCUCCAAAAUAAAG